Entrophospora candida is the source of this 1587-nucleotide messenger RNA. NCBI's taxonomy places the organism in Eukaryota, Fungi, Glomeromycota, Glomeromycetes, Entrophosporales, Entrophosporaceae. The record is from the annotation of a GenBank genome assembly.
AUGAGCUCUUGUCAAGAUUAUUUACAACCAGGCUUUAUGCCUAACGACUUAACUGUAACUCGUUUAAAGGAGAUCCUUAAACAGAAUGAUGUCGUAUUCCGGACAUCCAGCAAGAAAGCAGAUCUUGUACAAUUAUUUGAAGAAAAAAUUCGAAACAGAUCUCCACAAAUUCUGACAGAAAAUUGGGUUGUUAGACAAGGAAAUCAAUCACCUCCUGCUAAUGAUGCAUUUGGAAGAGGUGCAAGUUGUAGAAAUGGAACACCACAUACAAUACAUCAAGUACCUAAUAACAGAUCACAACAACAUUCACCUAAAAUAAUUACUAAGAAUCCACCAGAUAAUUCUUUUAUUUUACAAUCACAAAAUACUAUAACUGAAACAACAAACAAUAAUCCUAUUUAUAUUAAUGAUGAUGACGAUGAUGAUGAUAAUGAACUAAUUACAUCAAAACCAUUAUAUCAGCAACAAUCAUUAUCAAAAAUCAAUGGUUCAUUUACAACUGAUGGAUCAUCAUCGUCCAUAAAGACUAAUGAAUCUAUUACCAUAAAGAGGGAACAACCAUCAUUGCCACCAUCACCGCCAUCAAUCAAUGAACCGCCAUCAUCGUUUUCAAAUCAUCCAGUCCCACCUAUUGCUUCUUCACAAGUCUUGGAUAAAAAUUCAUCGAAUGAACUACAUUAUGAUAUUCUAAGAUAUUGUUGGUUUGGAACUGAAAUUUAUGAAAAUAUUUAUAUCAAACGAAUAAACCGAAUACCACAUCCUGAAGUUUUAUAUGAAUCAGAAAGAGAUCAAAGAAAUAAAAUAAUAAAAAAAAUUAUCUUAAGCAUUUUCAUAAUAUUAUUAUUUUAUCAUAGAAUAAAAAAUUAUGCAGGAUAUUGUGACAAUAUUAAUGAUAGUUAUGAUAUAAAUAAUGAUCUUUUAAGAAGUCUUGUUUGCAUACCAUGUCCCGGUUCAUCUAAUUGUGUUGAUGGUAAAAUAGUAUCAUGUGUAGAUGGUUAUAAAAUUUUGAAAUCAGAUUUUUCUAUUUAUGAGAUGGCUUCGAAUUAUUGUGAAGCUGAAAUGGGAAUGGAAGAAAAAAUCGCAUUCUAUUCUGAAGCUCUUAAAAGAGCUGCCAUUCUUCAACAUGAAAAAAUAGUAUGUAAUAAUGAAAGUAGAGAGACAAUGAAUUUGAAAAAUCUUAAAUCAAAAAUAAGAAUUUUAAUGUAUAAAGAUUCUGAUGAGGAGUUUGAAAAAUUUUUUGAAAGUGGAUUCGAAAAAUUGAAAAGUGAUCCUGAUCUCAAUAUUGGAUUUAUAAACAACGGCAAUCUAUAUGAUGGUACAAAUUUCUAUAUAUUUCCUAAAGAAGAAACUUAUACUAUAAUGUGUACUGCAAGAUUAAAGGCUUGUUUCAUUUCUAUCGUUAUAUUGGGUUGGUUGGUUGGUCGUAUAAGGAAACGACAGAGAGAUCGGAGGUUGGAGAUGCAGGCCACUGAUCAUUUAUUUUGUGUACUCAAGUCAGAACCAACAGUAAUUUCAUUAGCAUGGCGUGAAAUAAUACUAAGAGAAUUGGUUAAUGACAAAUCACAUCAGGAAAGGAUAUGGGUUAAA